AUGGCUCCUCCUGCAGACGGACGGCUGCCAAAUUCGAAUGGUGCGAGCAGCAAUGGUGUGAAGUUGCAGCGUUUCUACGAUGGUGAAAAGGGCUCCACUUCAAAUGCGCACCGACACGAUUUUCUUGAGGGUCCCUUUGCACACGAUCUCCGGGCGGAGACACCGCCCAGGCUGUAUAGCGUGAGUGCUAAACAGCUAGAUCGGGUUUCCGACCAGACGCUCAUGACUAGGAACCUCCCACAGACAUCUACUUCAGCCCACAGUUCUCCUGCGUUAUUUCCCACCACCCCGAACCGACUUUCGUUAUCCAAACGAGAUGCUGUUGAGUCGGAAAUAAGUCGGAGGUCCCCGCUCGAGGGCUGCCUGAAGUGUUUCGGCAGGGUGGACAUCGCGGUGGGAGAGCCCAGAAUACUUCGUGUUUCUGAGCCCAUGGUGUAUGAUCCCCCAAGGCGCGCCGCUUUUCAAGGCCCGCGCGACCCUUCGUUGUGGGGCUCGCACGAUCAUGGCCCAAUGGCAAUACAUCGACUGCGGGCUAGCACACGACGCAUAGACGUGCAGCCUUCUUCGGCGCAGCAGAUAAGCGAGCACGAAGAAUUGCUGUCAGCAGCGAGGCAUUCAGAUUCCUCCCUGGACGGGAACGGGCCGACCAGUAAGUCAAGUCGGCCUCUUUUCCAUCAACUCCAACCUGCCUGUAGCUGAUGCCUGGGCUCUGCGCCCGAAGCUUUAGGGCAUCACUCGCGUCACAUCAGAACGACAACCGAGACUGUCUCUAACUCUCCUGGAUCUGACUAUCUAGUCUCGAAACACCCAUCAGCGAGAGUCUCGCCCUCCUCGGCCCCUUCCGCACCUUUCUCACCGCUCAGCUUCGGUGAGCUGUCGGGAGGUAGGGACCAUUUCAGAAACAGGCCGACGCCUUGGGAUUCGAGGCCCGAAUCUCCUCCGUCAGCGUUCACAGUGAGUCUCUGCUUGAUGAUGCUUUUGCUUUCGGCAGCAGCUUACUUGUCCGUCGCGCUACGAUCAUUUGGUCGACUCUAAGCCCGACGAGCUCAGAUUGUUGACGCCCACACGGUCCAGAUCCGAGCCAGAUCUGACGAACCUCCGGAGUCGUAAGUUUGAGGUCCAGGCUUAGCUUCAAGUUUGUCGAAACUUACUCGAUUUGAGCCGUGUUUGAUCCAACGACGCAGCCGACUGGGGUAGUAGAGUGCCUGAAGGCACAAAGGUGAGCUGCGCUGUUGGCGAGGGAGAAGCGCAAAGUCUGAUGAAGGUGCGCACUCGAUCCGCAGCAACUUUUGUCGCCCUUGGAUCGAGCAGACCCGAACAGUCCACGGAGCGCUGUGCCGCACAUCCACAAACGUCAACUUGUGUUUGCGCCAACCUCGACUACGGGUGGGAAAGUGCAACGUCGCUCUAAUCCUGAUCACUUCCCUUUGAAUCGGAGGCAUGGUGAUGUGACAGCACCAUUGGAGCCUCGCGGCCCUCCCUAUGCCGUCGUGAGUUUCGGGCGCGAAGAGGUUGGCAUGCGCUCCAAGAACGCGCCGCCGUGCUGCGAGUAAGCUGAAGCAGACUUCGCUUUCAUUCAGCUUGCGGAUGAAAUCCUUGAUGUUGCGGGAAUCGCGACACGCAAAAAGCCGCCACACAUUGCAGACAGGUUCAAGAAGCUCAAACGAACGGUCAGCGGCUGCUUUGGCGGCAGUUGUGGUAGUCCAGAGAGCACUGCAACCUCAUCCGCGACCCUGUUAUCCAAGUCGAAAAAAAUUGAGCCUAAGCAGCUAGUGGGCAAACGUCGAUACACGUGGGCAAGUCAAUACGCAUCACCUGGCGUUCCUUCUACACCUCUGAAAGGAGAAGCUAAGCUCAAAGAAGAUCUGCGGCUCCAUUCGCUCGCCAUGCGCAAUCUGGACAAAGAGCUGUACGCAAAGGCGAGUAGAGUGCAUUUGCGCGCUCGGAUGCUCCUCCGCAAAUUGCUGACAUUCUGUCUUGCCAAUCAAUGCGCCUAUCUUAGUUCGGAAUCGCGCCAAAAGAUGGAACUUCGUUCGGCAGCCCGUUGCAAGCUGGCCGAGGUUGGAUUGGAAGCCCUCCUUCGCGACUUGAUUCGCCUAGAAGAUCCGACGGAUCCAUCUCUUCGAUCUCGAGCACCGACUGGCAUACGCCCAAAUUUAAGCCAUCGACCGUGCCAAGCACGCCUCAGCGGCUGAAUGAGCCAGUGAGUGGAUUCGUUGACGACAACAUCAUCAUUCAACGUCAUACGUUGCUGUUCUUGUUUUGACGCCCCUGCGACUGCUCAUCUUUGCUGCAGGAGCUCGCCCCAGAGCUGACUCGACAAUUCAGCACGAGUUCUGGCAGCUCUGCGGAGGAUGCCAAAGAGUUGAGGCGCAUACUUGGCAAUUUGCCAGAAAAGGCUCACCUCUCAGCGCUCCACUCUCUAGGAGCUUCUUCUCCACCGCCUCGCAAAAUUUCCACCGGCUGGUGA
This is a messenger RNA of Ceraceosorus bombacis, 2470 nucleotides long. The record is from the annotation of a GenBank genome assembly. Lineage: Eukaryota; Fungi; Basidiomycota; Exobasidiomycetes; Ceraceosorales; Ceraceosoraceae.